Molecule: messenger RNA, 1625 nt
Organism: Thermothielavioides terrestris NRRL 8126
Lineage: Eukaryota; Fungi; Ascomycota; Sordariomycetes; Sordariales; Chaetomiaceae
Exons: 4
Coding region: 541-1254 (237 amino acids)
Biological process (GO): aerobic respiration; riboflavin biosynthetic process
Cellular component (GO): mitochondrial intermembrane space; cytosol
Molecular function (GO): 3,4-dihydroxy-2-butanone-4-phosphate synthase activity
Source: RefSeq, a predicted model, not a curated record
AACAGUUCUAGCGUCCCCGCGCAGCUGUCGCAGUGCCCCGCUUUCAAGGGACUUCCAGGGCCGUUGUUCCCACGCCAAGUUGAUUAACUUCACAGUUUUCCGAGAAUCGCAGGAUUGCCGAGCCGAGACCAACGGACGAUGUGUUUGUCAGCGCCCGUCAUCAUUGAUGACAGGCAGACCACAUAUCGGGCACGUCAUGUAAUCCAAGAAGCCUUAACGCUGCACUGUGAAUCUGCGGCAAGCAUGUGCCUGGGCGAGCCCGAGAAAUUGGACCCCGAGCUUUCGGCAUCCGGCACCCCACCAACGCCGAGAUGGCCCUCGGUGGUCAUCCGACUGACCUGACCCCCCUCGUCCUCGACAUCGAACUCUAAGAAUUGACGGAAGCACAUCUCUAAAGAAUCAGAGGGGCGCCGAAUUCGCUCCCGCCCAGACCGCAAUCGUCUAAAUUGAAUUUUCCAACCCUCACCACCAACCACAUCGUCGACCCCGCCACCACCUCCCUCCCGCCGACGCAGAGCCAGCAACCGAUCCAUCGCAGCCAUGCCGUCGACGACCCCGUCCUCUGGUCACAUCGACCGGUCCCAAUUCGACAGCAUCCCCGACACCGUCCAAGCCUUCCGCAACGGCGAAUUCGUGGUGGUCCUCGACGACCCGUCGCGCGAGAACGAAGCAGACCUGAUCAUCGCGGCGGAGGCCGUCACGACGGAGCAGAUGGGCUUCCUGAUCCGGCACACGUCGGGGCUGGUGUGCGCGCCGGUGCUGCCGGCGCGCGCGCGGGAGCUGGCGCUGCCGCCGAUGGUGGCGCGCAACGAGGACCCGCGGGGCACGGCGUACACGGUCAGCGUGGACGCGGCCGACGCGCGCGUCAGCACGGGCAUCAGCGCGCACGACCGCGCCCUGGCCUGCCGCUUCCUGGCCGACGACGCCGGCCGCUCCGCCGCCGACUUCCGCCGCCCCGGCCACGUGUUCCCCCUGUGCGCGAAGCCCGGCGGCGUGCGCCAGCGCCGCGGCCACACCGAGGCCGCCAUCGACCUGUGCCGCCUCGCCGGGAAGAAGCCCGCCGCGGUGAUCAGCGAGCUGGUCGACGACGGCGCCGAGGUGCCCGGCCGCGCCCUGCGGGAGGCGCCGGGGAUGCUGAGGGGCGAGGCGUGCGUCGCCUUUGCGAGGAAGUGGGGGUUGAAGGUGUGCACGAUUGCGGAUUUGGUGGAAUAUCUGGAGAAGACGGAGGGGAAGCUGCCGGUGAAUGGCUCGUGAGGGAUUUCCGGCUCGAAGUGGUGGGAUGGCAUAUAAGAGGUUUAAAUCAUGGUGGCGGUGUGUUUUCACGCGCCUGCAUCUACACACCCAGGGGCUGAUAGAUCCGAGGGGGUUUCUUGGUGCAUCGCACAUGUAGAUAUCGUCUUGGACACGGCGGCGCAUCGCGGUUUUGGGUUUGGCUGGGCCGUUGCUGAUAGAAAAAAAAGAAGAGGUUUCACAGCCUUGUAGUAGACAGGUUGCAAAUCCGUCGGACAGCACCCGCUAUUGCAUGGAGCAUCGAUGUGGCUGAAAUCAAGCCGAUAAUACUAUGCGACACAAACGCCAACCAGCCCCCUUUUUUUUGUCUUUCCAAUCUAUGCAACAACAACAAA